AUAAGAGCGGGCAAAAUAGUGAGUUACCCACUUGAUUUCUGUCUAUCAAAGGGAUCAAAGCAUUUUUUUUUUUUAUCUUAUCGUCAACAUGGGCCAGCUUUCUCAACAUGAUGUGCAAGUGUUGCAGGCGGCACUGCAGGACCAAACCGACGUUGUGACGGCCAUAACAAAUGCUAUAAAUGAUGUUAACCCGAAGCUUUACGAUAUUAAUAAAAAGAUUCAUGCCAAUCCCGAACUUGGGUAUGCGGAGUUCCAAGCCCACGACAACAUCACCAAGAUGUUUGAGGACUUGGGAUACCAGGUUACGAAACAUGCCUACGGUCUGGAAACGUCCUUCCUUGUUGAAUACGGAACUGGAGGUCGUGUUGUCGCCUUUAACGCCGAGUACGACGCUCUACCAGGCAUUGGACAUGCCUGCGGCCAUAAUCUCAUCGCGAUGAUGUCAAUUGGGGCAUUUUUGGGUGUAGCCAAAAUGCUGAAAGAAUCGGGUAUCAAGGGCCGAGUACGUCUGGUCGGCACACCUGCAGAGGAGGGAGGUGGUGGAAAGUUGAAAUUGAUUGAUGCCGGUGCAUACAAGGAUGUUGAUGCCUGUUUAAUGGUCCACCCGGGGCCCCUGAACGGAUGCCCUGGUUUCACUGGUGAUGCCUACAUGCCUACGAUCGCUAAUCAUAAAUUUUCUAUUCAUUUCACGGGGCGGUCAGCUCACGCGGCUGUGGCACCAUGGGAAGGUAUCAAUGCUCUGGACGCAGUGGUGCUGGCAUACAACGGAAUCAGUAUGCUUCGGCAACAAAUCAUGCCGGCGGAGAGAAUUCAUAGUGUCAUCUCGGAGGGAGGGAAGAGGCCCAAUAUCAUCCCGGAACACGCCUCCUUGGAGUAUUAUAUCCGCAGCCCGACCUUAAAGUCGGCUGAUGCACUCAUGAGCCGGGCGUUGAAGUGCUUCGAAGGUGCAGCUCUUCAGACAGGAUGCACAAUGAAAUUCGAAAAGAUCAACACGUAUGCGGAUGUCCGAAAUAACAAGUCCAUCAGUUCCCUGUAUGCCGCGGCUAUGGGGAAUAUGGGCUCGCCCGUUAAAUGUGACUUUGCCGCUCUUCCCCUCCCAGGUUCGACGGAUCAAGGCAAUGUAUCCUACGAAUGCCCCGCAUUCCACGGCUAUGUUGGUAUCCAAGCCGCUCCCGGAGCAACAAACCACACUCCUGGAUUUACCGCAGCAGCGGAGAAAGAGGAAGCACACACCCUUUGUCUGGAGUCGGCUAAAGGAAUGGCUAUUGUGGGCUGGCAAAUUCUCGCGGACGAGAACAUAGCGAAGCAAGUUCGGCAGGACUUUGAAGAUGAUAGGAAUGCCCGAGAAUCGGAUGUGGACCUUCGCAUGUAUGACCCACUACCUGGGGGUGGGUGCUGUUAACUUAAGAGAACUGGACUACGGAGUAUAUACGGAGUAUCUACUACAGAAUAUUAUCAAUACCUGUGUUCAACGG
Molecule: messenger RNA, 1475 nt
Organism: Aspergillus ochraceoroseus IBT 24754
Lineage: Eukaryota; Fungi; Ascomycota; Eurotiomycetes; Eurotiales; Aspergillaceae
Product: M20 family metallopeptidase
Exons: 4
Coding region: 89-1402 (437 amino acids)
Molecular function (GO): dipeptidase activity
Source: RefSeq, a predicted model, not a curated record